Messenger RNA from Ichthyophthirius multifiliis, 2954 nucleotides. Its product is annotated as zinc finger lsd1 subclass family protein, putative. The annotation marks the transcript as partial. NCBI's taxonomy places the organism in Eukaryota, Ciliophora, Oligohymenophorea, Hymenostomatida. The transcript has 11 exons. The record is from RefSeq and is a predicted model, not a curated record.
AGUGUAAUUAAGCUUGUUUAAAAUGUUUUGGAAAUUUAUCAACUUAAUGCACUUUAUGUAGAGAUGGAUUUUAUUUAAAUAAUACAUCAUGCUUAAAUUGUCAUUCAAGAUGUUUAAAAUGUACCGGAGCUUCUUUUAAUUAAUGUUAGCUAUGUUCCACUGGAUUUUAUUUAAAAUACGGCUUUUAAUGUACCAAUGAUUGUGGUUUAAAAUAUUUUGCUAAUGGAAAUAACGGCUAAUGUUAAUAAUGUGAAUCAUCUUUAAAUUGUGCUGAAUGUGAAAACGGAUAAGCCUGUACAAAAUGUGAUACUGGUUAUUUUUUAUAAAAUCCAGAUUGUAGAUAAUGUCAUAAAAAUUGUUUAUAAUGUUUUGGGAGUGAUAAAUCUCAAUGUACAUAAUGCAAUACUUAGCUUUAAAAAUAUUAAGAAGGCACUUCUUGUUUAGAUGUAUGUAGUUUAGGGAAUUAUAGGAAUAAUAUUAAUGGUUAUUUGUAUUGCGAUUAAUGCUAAAUUCCUUGUUCUAAAUGUAUUACUAAAGAUAUUUGUACAGAAUGUGUAAUUGGUUAUUAUUACAACCCUUUAGAAAAUGAUCCUAGGAACUAUUGUGUUAAAUGUGAAAAUUAAAUAAAGUAUUGCAGUGUUUGCACUUUUACUAACAAUAAAUUAUAGUGCUUAAAAUGUUAUAAAAAAUAUCUUUCAGUUGAUCUUUUAACAUGUGAUGAUGAUUGUAUAAAAGGCUAUUAUAGAGAUGAUUUUUAAUAAUAAUGUUUAAAAUGUAAACCUUAAUGUAUAUAAUGCUUUAGUGGUGAAGAUUUUAGCUGUAGUGAGUGUGCAACUGAAUGGUGUUAAGAAUGUAAUAAUGGAAAUAAUAAUUGUAUAGCCUGCGAAUCAGAUAAAAAUUGCAAAAUAUGUGUUGAUUACUAUUAUUUAGAUAUGAUUGUAAAUCCCGAAAAUCCUGAUGGAGCCAAAAUUGGAUUAUAGUGUCCAAUAACAUGUGAAACAUGCCAAAACGAUAAUAUUUGUUUAAAAUGUUUAUAAAAAAACUUUCUAUUUAAUGAUAUAAAGAAUUAAAAAGUUAUUUGUAUUAACUCUUGUCCUGAUACAUAUUUUGAAAACAUUUCAAAUUAAUAAUGUUUAAAAUGUCCAAACGGAUGUAGUAAAUGUUAUUAUGAUUAACUUACAUAAUAGUUUAACUGCAUUUCUUAAUGUCAUCAAAACUGCAUAUCAUGCUCUUUAGGACCUACUAUUCUAUAAGAAAAUUGUACUUAAUGUACUUUAUAAUAUGUUCUUAACGAAUUCAAAUGCAUAGAGUAAUGUCCUUUAGAAUAAAAGUACAAAAGCGACUAGCAAAUAUGUUUAAGUUGUCACCCUUCAUGCAAAACAUGUUUUGGAUAAAAAAGUAAUUAAUGUUAAUAAUGUAACGAUGGUUUUUAUUUUGAUUCUGUUUCAUCAUGUAAUUCUUGUGACCAAAAUUGUUUAACUUGUAUAGGACCAGGUUAUUAUAAUUGUGUAGAAUGUAUAAAGAACUAUUUUAAAUUAGGCUAAUCUACAUGUAUAAAGGAAUGUCCAGAUGGUUAUUUUCCCUCUGAAGAUUCUUCAAAUGUAAAAGAAUGCAUUAAAUGUGAUAUUAAAUGCGCUACAUGUAUUUCAUUAAAAUAAUGUACUUUGUGUAAUAAUGGAUUUUAUUAACAAAUGUCUAAUAUUAAUAAUAUAGUUGAAUGUAUAAAUUGUGAUUAAAAAUGCAAAACUUGUUCAGGUCCUUCUUUUCGAAAUUGCAUAUAAUGUGCUAGUUUAUAUUUCUUAUAUGAAAACUCUUGCUUGGAUAAAUGCCCGAGUAACCUAAGAGAAAUAAAUAAUAAGUGCAUUUAAUGCAUCGACUAAAACUGCUCUAUUUGUGACGAAAAAAACACCAAUAAAUGCAAAACAUGUAUUUCCCCAUUUGUUCUUGACAUCGAUUUCAAAUGCAAAACUGAAUGUUCAGACGGCUAUUUUAAAUUUGCCAAUUUCAACCCUGCCGAUAUUCCAAAACGUUCGUCUUUAUUUAUUUGUUCUAAAUGUAAUAUUAAUUGUUCUUUAUGUUUCGGUCCUUCCUCUAAAUAAUGCUUAGGAUGCAAAAAAGGCCUUUUUUUUCAUUCUGAUAUAAACGGAUGUUUUCCUUCUUGUCUUUUUGGGUAUAUUCAAGAUCCUUAUUUAAUUGGAUAAUGCUUAAUUUGUAAAACUAAUUGUAUAUCAUGUGUUAGUAGCCUGUUUUAGUUCGAAAACGGAUGUUUUAAAGAAUGUCCUUUUUCUACAGAAGUUAUUCCUAAUACUAGUAUUUGUUAAAGGAAAAUACUUCCGAGUAUUCGAGUUUUAACAGAUUUAAACGAUUUGUAAAUAUAUAGUGGAGAAAUAGUUAUUUAGACAUAAAUCGUGUCCUAAAUUAAUAUUUUGAAAAUGGUAUGGAAUUUAGUUAAACCAGAUAAUUAUAGUAGUUUGUUUUUUGAAGGAGUUUCAAGAAAUUCGCCUGUAUUAAUUAUUCCGAUUUAAAAUAUUAUAAUUAAUACGGAAUAUGAAUUAAAUUUUAUUGUGGAAAAUUAGAAAGGAGAAGAAAAUUUAAAUGUUCUCUUUAAUACUAAAAAUAUUAUAUAGGUAGGAAAAUUUGAAAUUUCAUCUUUAAAUAAUCCAGUUGUUUCUGGAUAAUCGGAUAUAAACAUAGAUUUAAGUGGAUGGUAAAGUAAUUCUGAAGAUAUUACUUUUGAUAUAUUUAUUUAUAUUUAGGAAGAGUAGGAAAUUUUAUAAAACGGAAUUAAAAAAACAUUAAUGAAAUAAAAAGAUAUAAAUUAUGUUGCAUUUUAAUAAAAAAAAACAAAAUUUACAUUUAAAUCUUUUCCAAAUGAAAAUGAUGAAGAAAUAACAAUAAAUGUAAGAGCCUAUUCAGGCUUUUUCUUAAAACAAUAACAAUAAUAUUCCUUGUGA